Messenger RNA from Daucus carota subsp. sativus, 1218 nucleotides. Its product is annotated as F-box/kelch-repeat protein At1g57790-like. The transcript has a single exon. The record is from RefSeq and is a predicted model, not a curated record. The coding region runs from base 1 to 1218 and encodes 405 amino acids. Lineage: Eukaryota; Viridiplantae; Streptophyta; Magnoliopsida; Apiales; Apiaceae.
AUGAAUAUAAAUAGAAAGACCGGGGAGCACCUGAUUUAUGCGGUGAAGAUGAAGAGGUGCCGAAGAGAAGCAAAAGAUGAGGAAAAGAGGAGCCCAAAAUCUAUGAAGCAGUGUUCAACUGAAUCCACCAGUCCUUUAUCAUGGUCAGAUCUUGAUCCCAAUUUGGUGGGGGAAAUAAAAAAGAAGCUUUAUAAUUGGGCCGAUUAUAUUCGAUUCAGCAGUGUUUGCAAGAGCUGGCAAGCUGCUGAGCACGAAACAAGAGCCGCUGAUGUUUUGCCGUGGUUAAUGGUGGUGGAUCGCCCGGAUAUUAGUAAGAUCAAUUGUUAUCUCUUUGAGCCUUCAGCCCCUCAUUUAAGACCUGUUGUUUCCCACACUAUUGAGCUUGAUCAAUUUUUCGACAUUUCGAGUCUCGAUAUUCGGUUUAGUAUUAUCUAUGUAGAUGGGUGUUUGUUUAUGUCUAUGUUCAACAAACAAGCUACUUGCUCUUCAUUCGUAUGCUUGUCGCUUCCGUCGAAAAAGGUCUGCGCAAUCCCUCGGCUUCACCAUCCUCAGGUUUACAGGGCCUCUGGUUGUCAGAUGUUCAGAGGUGUUUCCACCAGCCCUGCUUGUGCUGAUUGUGUUUUUAUAGCUUUGCAUAUAACGGAUGAUUAUAAACGCUCUGUUAGUAUUUUUCGACAUGGUGAUACAGACUGGACGACGACUGAAUUUGUUGGAGGUUGGUUUGGUGUUCCGUGUGCUGAGGAUGUUGUCUUUAUAAAUGGGGUUUUCUAUUUCCUGUUGUGGGGUGGACGGCUUGGAUCCUAUGACACGGCGACUGGGGAGCUAGAGUGCCAUCAUUUAGAAUGUGAAAUUGAGUUACGGUCUCAUAAAUUCUUUGGGUUAGACGGGGAGCUCAUGGUCAAGUUUUGGGAUAUAAACACGCGUACAACUUGCAUUAGAAGGUUUGAUUGGUCUCACCAUGUUUGGGCUCCUCUUCAAAAUUUGGGAAACCAAUCUUUGUUUCUCAGCAGACGCUCUGUUUAUGCUGAUAAACUAAAUUAUUAUGGAGUUUCAGCCAACAAGAUCUAUGUUCGACAAGGUAGGAGCUGCGAUGUGUAUUCCUUAGAGAACGGCCAACUGUUAUACUGUUCUUCAUCUGGACUCAGAAACUGGGAUGGUCUUGAUUAUAAUAUGGAUUAUUCUGUGUGGGUUGAACCUUUUGAUCUUCUUCCAAAAUAG